Caenorhabditis elegans is the source of this 1721-nucleotide messenger RNA. It is a transcript of the gene T21G5.1, whose product is annotated as Tyrosine-protein kinase. Lineage: Eukaryota; Metazoa; Nematoda; Chromadorea; Rhabditida; Rhabditidae. Gene Ontology annotation, biological process: developmental process. Gene Ontology annotation, molecular function: transferase activity; non-membrane spanning protein tyrosine kinase activity; protein tyrosine kinase activity. The transcript has 7 exons. Bases 67 to 1611 code for a protein of 514 amino acids. The record is from RefSeq and is marked reviewed.
UUUUCAAAAGGUUUACAAUAUUGAUUCAACUGCCAAACAAAAGAAAACAGAAUCAAAAAUCGAAAAAUGGAGAUGUCAACGAAGGCAAUUUCAAUGAAAGCACCAAACACAGAACAAUCAAAAGAUGUUGUUGUAAGAGAAGUAUUACCUGGAAAUGGAAUAACAACUGGAGGAUCAAGAGAAGGAUCAAAAGAAUCUGCAAAUCCACCUGGAACACCUCCACCGCCAGAAGAGAAGCCGAAAGAGCCUAUGGUUGAUGUUCCAGUCGUUCAAAUUACUCCAGAGAUUAAAGGCUGUCAAUUCUACCAUGGAAUAAUUCCACGUGUCGAUGCUGAGUUGUCACUUCGUUACGUAGGUGAUUAUCUCCUGAGAAGAGCGGAACCACGUGAAAAUGCGGGUGGACAAUUUCUGAUAAUUUCUGUAAAAAGAGAAGCUGGAUUUGUUCAUGUUCCAAUAAGUCAAGACAAAGAAGGUGCAAAACAGUUUUAUUUUAUGCCAACACUCAAGGAAAACACUGUUUUAGAUUUGAUUGAUGUCCAUCUUGCUCGUGCGCAACCAGUAUGCGUUCAGUGGAAUGUGUAUCUUCGUAAACCAGUCCUCCGAGCAACAUGGAUUAUUCCACACGAGGACGUGAUCUUGUAUCGAAAAAUCGGAUCUGGAGCCUUCGGAGAGGUUUUUCUUGCAAGAAUGGUUGAUCCAACAAGUGAAUAUGUGCUGGAUUGUGCUGUCAAGAAAUUGAAACAGGAAGCAACAAUGGACGCAAAGCUACGUUUUAUGAAAGAAGCUAGAAUGAUGCUGAAGAACUACAAACACAAGCAUAUUGUCAUGAUAUUUGGAAUUGCCACAUUGAAUAGUCCAUUGUUGAUUCUUAUGGAAUUGUGUCCGAAUGGAUCCUUGAUCUCAUAUCUUCGGAAAAAUAAGGGAAAAGUGACUUUACUCGAAAAACUUCGAUUCUCUGCAGAAGCAUCCAGUGGAUUGGCAUAUCUAGAAAAAAUGGAAUGUAUUCAUCGUGAUAUAGCUGCAAGAAAUUGUCUGUUGUCUGCAAAGAAUGAGAUAAAGAUAUCAGAUCUUGGAUUGGCGGAUGACAAGGGAAUGGUAAUUGAUUAUUCAUUGGAUAAACUUCCAAUUAAAUGGUUAGCUCCAGAGAUUAUGCAAGACAAGGUUUAUUCAUUGAAAUCUGAUAUUUGGGCUUUUGGAAUUAUGAUUUGGGAGAUUUUUGCGGAAGGUGAUGAACCAUAUCCAGGACUCAAUAAUACACAGGCUCGUGCCAAAAUAGUUGUUCUCGACUAUCGAAUGAAAUUUCCGGAUGAAGCUCCAACUGAACUAGUUCAAGUAAUUGAUACAUGUUGGAAAAAGGAUCCAGAUAUGAGACAGACAAUGGUUUUACAUUCAUCUGCACUUCAAUUACUUUAUGAGAAUAAGCUUCCAUUAUUAUUUGCUCAAACAAUUCAAGCAACAUCACUUCCACCGGGAACAAUUGCUCAAUCAUCAACUCCAAUUCCAAUUCCAAUAUCUGGUGUAUCUGGUGCUCCAGCUGUUGUAACUGCAAAUGGUGUUGAACAAUUCACUCCACCGUCGGAUAAUGUUGAGAAAUCUUCUUAUCAAAUGUGAAAUUGACUACUAGCAAAUAAAGUUUGGAAUUUUCCAAAAAAAUUUGUUUUCUUUUUUUUUAAUUCUCAAGACUUGUGACAUUGAAUUCAUAAAACUGUUUUCUUGCUGCA